Monomorium pharaonis (pharaoh ant) is the source of this 2643-nucleotide messenger RNA. Its product is annotated as spermine oxidase. The record is from RefSeq and is a predicted model, not a curated record. The transcript is spliced from 3 exons. Bases 31 to 1611 code for a protein of 526 amino acids. Lineage: Eukaryota; Metazoa; Arthropoda; Insecta; Hymenoptera; Formicidae. Gene Ontology annotation, molecular function: polyamine oxidase activity.
UACAGCCGAUUCGUUUCAUAUCUAACAAACAUGGCGGAAUCUACGAACAAUUCGGAAGAUGACCGACUGUCAUGUAAGAUUUUAAUUAUCGGUGCUGGUAUGGCUGGAUUAUCGGCGGCGACACAUUUUUUAAAAAACAAUGUGACAGAUUUUCUCAUCGUCGAGGCGCGCGGACGUAUAGGUGGACGAAUCGUUGCAGCGCAAGUCGGCAAUGAAAAAGUUGAAUUAGGAGCAAAUUGGAUCCAUGGAGUGUUAGGUAAUCCAAUGUUUGAGUUGGCAAUGGCAAAUGGUUUAAUAGACAUUGUACAUGUGCCGAAACCUCAUAAAGUAGUGGCAGCAUUAGAGGAUGGAAAACAGUUGCCAUUUCCCGUGCUGCGAGAGAUUUACGAGGCUUAUGUAUGUUUUUUGAGACGAUGCGAAGAAUACUUCCUGAGCACAUACAGUCCACCGGAUGGUAUAAGCAGCGUAGGGGCACACAUCGCCCUGGAAGCAGAGAUAUAUCUGUCAUCUUUGCCACCUGAACAACGAAGAAUAAGACAACUGAUCUUUGAUUGUUUACUCAAGAGAGAAACCUGUGUCACGGGUUGUGACAGCAUGGAUGAUAUUGAUCUUCUGGAAAUGGGUUCCUAUGACGAACUUCAAGGUGGUAACAUUAGUCUUCCAAAUGGAUAUAGCGCUAUAUUGGAACCAGUUUCAAAACACAUACCAAAGGAUCAUAUUCUUACUAAACAUGCUGUGACAAAAAUUAGAUGGCAGAAACCAAAGUGUUGUCAAGACAAUGUCGAUCUUAAAGGAAAAUCUGAUUCUAAUUCGAAUACCCUUAUAGAGGUGCAAUGUGAAAAUGGAAAAACGAUUGCUGCACAGCAUGUAGUAUGUACAUUACCAUUGGGAGUAUUGAAAAAGACAGCUCAAGACUUGUUUGAACCGUCGUUACCUGCAUACAAACUCGAAGCAAUAAACAGAUUAAUGUUUGGUACAGUGAAUAAGAUAUAUCUUGAAUAUGAACGGCCUUUCCUAAAUCCCGGUGUAUCGGAAGUGAUGCUCCUCUGGGAUGACGAACGAUUAUCUGAGACUGAUAAAUGGGACAUCAGCAAGACCUGGUUCAGGAAGAUAUAUUCGUUCAUCAAGAUCUCUGACACGCUGCUGCUCGGUUGGAUAUCCGGUCGCGCGGCGGAAUACAUGGAACAGCUUAGUACCACACAAGUGGCAGAAGUGUGUACGACAAUUCUGCGACAGUUCCUUAACGAUCCCUUUGUACCGACCCCAAAGAAUUGUUUGCGUACGACGUGGCAUUCUCAACCUUAUACACGAGGUUCUUACACUGCGAUGGCUGUCGGAGCGAGUCAAUUGGACAUCAAGAGUUUGGCUGAGCCAUUGAUUCAGGAGAAAACGAAAAAUGAGAAAGCGGACGAAAUGGUCAAAAUUCUAGUGGCAUUUGCGGGCGAACAUACCCACUCCUCAUUCUAUAGCACUGUACAUGGAGCAUAUUUGACUGGUCGAACAACAGCUGAAUUACUCUUGGGCAAACAGAGUGAGAAGCACUCAUUAAGUCUUAGUUGCGACGAUACCAGCGACCUUAGUUCUUGGAUACAAGGCAUUUCUUUAAAUUAAUGCAUAUUUUUUCCAAGAAAGAAAACGUGUGACAAUUAAAAACAUUUAGACAGUAUAUACAUUUACAUUUGUAUAAUUAAGUUCUUUUUGUAAAUAGUGUAGUGAAACAGUUGUUAUUUUAUCAAUACAUCAUAUAUAUAAUGGUGCUUCUUAAGACUUUAAGACUUUAUAAUUACAUGUGAAUAACAUGUGCAUUUAAUAGAAAUAACGAAUUCCUUUUAAGGAAUAACGAAUAAGGCUUAGGGAUAUAGAACACCGAAAUUACAUAUUAGCGACAUUGUGUCACAAUGUCACAAGUGCUGUAAAUGUCACGAAUAUAUACGGCGAAAAUAUUUGCGUUUGGAUGUGAGAAUUUCUUGAAAACGAUGACAAAUGAUACUUGUUCAUGCAAGCGUUUUAUUUAAAAAUCGAAUUAAUCGAUUUAUUACCAUUUACUAUAUUCGUGUGUGAAUUCAAAUAAACCUAACUCUAAAUUUGUGUGUGUGUGUGUGUGUGUGUGUGUGUGUGUGUGUGUGUGUGUGUGUGUGUGUGUGUGUGUGUGUGUGUGUGUGUACGUGUGUGCGUGCGUAUGUGUGCAAAAGUGCAUCAUAUACCUUUAUUCUUAUUUUUUUCGCGUUUCAUACAUUUAUUCUCAUAUGCCAAUUACUCACUUGCUUAAUUUUUUAUUAUCAUGUAUUAUUAUCUACCAUUUUACACUUAUUGUUUAGAAAAGAAAAGUUCCACCAUGAAUUAACUUAAUCUAGUCAUUGAAAUUGAGAUAAAUAAAAAAGUAUUUGAUAAAUAAUAGCAAAUUAUCGCACGAUGCUGAAACAGAGUUUUACAAGAUAGAACAUUUAUGUACUUGUGUACAUAGGUGUUUUAUGUUUUCAAUUGCAAUUAUGUGCCAUAGAUUGAGUAUUAAGAACCUGUAAAAUGUUAAAAGAAGAAGAUAUGAGACAUCUGUCUUUUUAAAAUAGUUUAAGUAUAACAUACAUAUGUAAAUUAAAAAUUCGAAAUUAAUGAAAAUAAAGGAUGUUAUUGUUUAUUAAUAAA